Molecule: messenger RNA, 1721 nt
Organism: Carica papaya (papaya)
Lineage: Eukaryota; Viridiplantae; Streptophyta; Magnoliopsida; Brassicales; Caricaceae
Product: purple acid phosphatase 22-like
Molecular function (GO): acid phosphatase activity; metal ion binding
Source: RefSeq, a predicted model, not a curated record
AUUUAUGAAGCUCCAACAAUUCAAGAUGCAGAAAUUAUACCAACGAGCUUUCCCUCUCCUCAUCAUAACCAUUUCUGCAUUCCCUCUCAUCCAAUCUUCCCAUGUCUAUCCCGAUUUUGUUCGUCAACCUCCUCGUAAGCUCGUCUUCACUCCGCAUAAUCGAUCUGAAUCCGACCCUCAACAGGUGCAUAUAUCAUUGGCAGGGAGAGAUUACAUGAGAAUUUCUUGGAUAACAGAAGAUAGAGAGGUUUCAUCAAGGGUAGAAUAUGGGAAAACAGCAGGAAAGUAUACUGAAAUGGCAACAGGAGACCACAUGUCGUACCAAUACUUCUUGUAUAGGUCGGCUAAGAUUCACCAUGUCAGGAUUGGACCUCUAGAUCCAGCGACAGUAUAUUAUUACAGGUGCGGUGGUCUUGGUCCUGAGUUUUCGUUUAAGACUCCUCCUCCAAGUUUUCCCAUUGAAUUUGUCAUUAUCGGUGACUUGGGCCAAACAGAAUGGACCACAUCAACCUUAACCCACGUAGCCAAAAAAGACUACGACGUCUUCCUCCUCCCCGGCGACCUCUCCUACGCCGACAGCCACCAGCCGCUCUGGGACACCUUCGGCCGACUAGUCGAGCCAUACGCCAGCCAGCGCCCAUGGAUGGUCACCGAAGGCAACCACGAGAUGGAGAUUUUCCCCAUCAUCUACCCGCACGGCUUCAAAGCCUAUAACUCCCGCUGGCUCAUGCCGUACAAAGAGAGUGGUUCUCCCUCCAACUUGUACUACUCUUUCGAAGUCGCGGGAGCCCACAUCGUAAUGCUCGGCUCCUAUACUGAUUUCGGGUCCGGGUCGGAGCAGUACCGGUGGCUCGAGGCGGACCUGGCCAUGGUUGAUAGACAGAGAACGCCGUGGGUUUUGGUGCUGUUGCAUGCGCCGUGGUAUAACACUAAUUUGGCUCACCAAGGGGAGGGGGAGAGCAUGAGGGAAGCUAUGGAGGAAUUGCUUUACCGGGCUCGAGUCGACGUCGUUUUUGCUGGUCAUGUUCAUGCUUAUGAACGUUUUACAAGAAUAUACAACAAGAAGGCUGAUCUAUGCGGGCCGGUUUAUAUAACCGUCGGUGACGGAGGGAACCGUGAAGGACUUGCCCUAAUGUUUCAGACACCUCCCUCUCCGCUCUCCUUAUUCCGAGAGCCAAGUUUCGGCCACGGACGACUAAGAAUCGUUGACGAAAUGCGAGCAUAUUGGUCGUGGCAUCGGAACGAUGAUUCUGACUCCAUUGUUGCUGAUGAGGUCUGGCUUCAGAGCCUAAGAAAAUCCAAAUCAUGUUGGUGUAAUGCAACAAACCCUGACCCAUCAUUAUCACAUUCUAAGGAUGAACUCUGAGUUGUUUAGUGUUUAAUAUUUGGUUUGUGUUUGAUUUAAUUAUUUUCUGAUUACAAAUUUGAUAAAAUUAAUGUAAAAAUUAAAAGAACUGAUUAGAAACUGAAUCAAAGUCUGAUUUCAGAUUUUAGUAAAGAUUACAAAGCACUUGAUAUCGAGAUGCCAUUCAAUUCUAUUUUAUGAUCCUUCAUGUCAUCCUCAAUGGAUGAUUAGAGAUAGAGAAUUCACAAAAUUCACCUUAUUUGAACAGGGUUGAUUGAAGAUCAUCAAUUCAACAAUUCGGAUCUUCUAACUGGGUUAGACUAUGUUUGGAUUGAAUCAAUUAAUUUUGUUGAGUUUCACUUAAAAUUUCAUGCUU